AUCUGUCGUCUAUGAAGUAUGAACACCGCCUGUCUCUUUCUAUAGUGUAAUUUGUACUGUGCGUUUUAAGAACACGACAACCGAUGUUCUAACUUAUUCGUGAUUCAAUACUCCAACAAAGAUAUUCUCGUGUUCAGUGUGUGAAAUUUAUAUUCAGUGAUUAAAUUAUAACAGAAAAUGGCACCAAUCAAUGGAACAUACGACUAUGACCUGGCCGUCAUCGGCGGAGGAUCGGGGGGUCUGGCUUGCGCCAAGGAGGCGGUCAACCACGGCGCCCGCGUCGCCGUGCUAGACUACGUCACACCCUCGCCGCUGGGCUCCAAGUGGGGUCUGGGCGGCACCUGCGUCAACGUCGGCUGCAUACCGAAGAAGCUGAUGCACCAGGCCGCUAUACUGGGAGAGAGUAUACAUGAGGCCGUGGCGUACGGGUGGGAGGUGCCGGCGGUGGGCGACGUUAAGAUCAACUGGUCGGCGCUGACGGAGGCGGUCCAGAACCACAUCAAGUCCGUCAACUGGGUGACGCGCGUCGACCUCCGGGAGAAGAAGAUCGAGUACAUCAACGGGCUGGGGUCCUUCAAGGACCCGCACACGAUCGUGGCUACCAUGAAGAACGGCAGCAAGAAGGAGCUGACCGCUCGUAACAUCGUGAUCGCGGUGGGAGGCCGCCCCAUCUACCCGGACAUACCCGGCGCCAAGGAGUACUGCAUCACCAGCGAUGACAUCUUCAGCCUGGCGCAUCCGCCCGGCAAGACGCUCGUGGUUGGCGCUGGAUACAUCGGUCUCGAGUGCGCGGGCUUCCUGAACUCGCUGGGCUACAGCGCGACGGUGCUGGUGCGGUCGGUCCCCCUGCGCGGGUUCGACCAGCAGAUGGCGGGGCUCGUGGUCGCCGAGAUGGAGACCCGCGGCGUCACCUUCCACCGUCGCGCCGUGCCCGUUUCUGUGGAGAAGAUGGAGAAUGGCCAGCUGAAGGCGCGCUGGAUGAACACUGAAACUAAGGAGCAGAGCGAGGACGUGUUCGACACGGUGCUACUGGCGACAGGCCGGUACGCGCUGACGGCGGACCUCAACCUGCCCGCCGCCGGCGUCGGCUGCGUCGCGCCCAACGGCAAAAUCGUGGCGGCGACCGAGCAGACCGACGCCCCGCAUGUGUUCGCCGUCGGGGAUGUGCUGCAGGACCGACCGGAGCUAACUCCUGUCGCGAUCCACGCGGGACGAUUGCUCGCUCGCCGUCUGUUCGCCGGCGGUCAGCAGCAGAUGGACUACGACAACAUCGCCACCACCAUCUUCACGCCGCUGGAGUACGGCUGCGUCGGCCUCAGUGAGGAGGAGGCGACGAGGCGACACGGCGCGGACUCGCUAGAGGUGUACCACGCUUUCUACAAGCCGACGGAGUUCUUCAUCCCCCAGCGCAACAUCCGCAACUGCUACCUGAAGGCGGUGGCGCUGCGGGAGGCGCCGCAGAGGAUCCUCGGCCUCCACUUCGUGGGGCCCGUCGCCGGCGAGGUCAUACAGGGCUUCGCUGCUGCCAUCAAGUGCGGAAUCACGAUGGAGCAGCUGAUGAACACGGUGGGCAUCCACCCGACCGUCGCGGAGGAGUUCACGCGCCUCAACAUCACCAAGCGCUCCGGCAAGGACCCCAACCCCGCCUCCUGCUGCAGCUAGGCGCCGCGCCCCCCGCCCACACACACCCACACACACUCACAAGUAGAUAAGAUACGUGUCCGCUUAGCCCGGCUACUUACAAACCAGCUUGCGCCAGUCUGGGUCUCCUAAUCGUUAUUAAAUAUCAAGCUUUCUCUUCCAUACUUCAGUGAGAUAUUAAGGCGUCCCCCACUGCCCACGUUAGGCGUGCGCGUUCCUCGGGCGUGUGAGCGAGAUUACGCGACUUGCGCGCCGCAAGCGCAUCGCUUGCGCUCGCCUCGCUCAUACGCCCAAGGAUUGUGCACGCCUAAUGUAGGGUCAGCCUAAAGCAAGAAAUAACAUUGGCCAAGACUGGCGCAAGUGGCUAUUCGAUUUGGACUCGAUUACUUUAUUGCGUAGCAACCAAUAAACGCUUGCUGCGCUGAGCGUUGAUCAACUCAAUUUUUGAAUUCGAAUCGAAUAGAAAUCGUAAUCCGUUAUCAUCUAAACGUAAACGAGAAGGUAAUGUAACGCCAACUUCAUAAUGAUUUCAAUGUUGCUUUUACUGUGACUGUGGAAGAGAAAAAACAUUUUGGUCAAAUGUUACAUUCUUGUUUACUAUUUGAUCAUAAUAGAACAAAGUAUGCCUAUAUUGCCUUAGAUGUUGUAUUGCGACAUAAAAAGGACAGCCGCGAUGAGAUACAAUACUGUUGUAAAUAAUAUUAAGUAUAUAAAAAUUAAUUGAAAUGCAUAAUAAUAAAUGUUUCAAAAAACUAUUUCUGAUCGUCGUGGAAUGUCGUAUCGUUGUUGAAUGUUAAUUAUUAUAUUACAAAUCACAGAUUGUAAGAACAUAAUUAUAAAAUCUAAUAAACAAUAUUUGUUACUUUUGUCAAUUUAUUAUGAAGUAUUUGGAUAUUUUGGGUUUUGUCCUCGGCUACGUUUAAGCGAUUUUUUAAAUAAUUUUUGGUGACGUUUACUUUGCAUAGUUUUAGAUGCGUUAGGUAUAUUUAUUAUCGAUUUCUAACACAAGUUACGUAAACUUUUCACAACUUGUAUCCGCCACAGAUGGCAAUGAUAAAACUGUACAGUUUGUUCAGAGUAGACACAGCAUAACAUCUUUAUAUUAGACUGCCUAAACCAGCGGACAUUUAUAUAAUCAUUUUUAAACGACUGCUACUACUAUGGCUUAACUGUGCCGUUCCAUCGUAAUAUCUGUAGCGGGUGUUACACGAGCUACUUGCCGUAUUGUUACGAGUACAAAUACACGCGGGCCGCCGUCGACAGAUCAGUAUUACCACCGCGAACAUUCCCGCGCCGAGACCACUAACGUAAUUCAUGUGAUUUUCAAUAAAGUGAUAUAUUUUU
Aricia agestis (brown argus) is the source of this 2985-nucleotide messenger RNA. RefSeq names its product thioredoxin reductase 1, mitochondrial (gene Trxr1). The record is from RefSeq and is a predicted model, not a curated record. Gene Ontology annotation, cellular component: mitochondrion; cytosol. Gene Ontology annotation, biological process: cellular response to oxidative stress; cell redox homeostasis; glutathione metabolic process. Bases 178 to 1662 code for a protein of 494 amino acids. Gene Ontology annotation, molecular function: glutathione-disulfide reductase (NADPH) activity; thioredoxin-disulfide reductase (NADPH) activity; flavin adenine dinucleotide binding. The transcript is spliced from 9 exons. NCBI's taxonomy places the organism in Eukaryota, Metazoa, Arthropoda, Insecta, Lepidoptera, Lycaenidae.